Molecule: messenger RNA, 3315 nt
Organism: Patella vulgata (common limpet)
Lineage: Eukaryota; Metazoa; Mollusca; Gastropoda; Patellidae
Product: serine/threonine-protein phosphatase PP1-beta catalytic subunit
Exons: 8
Coding region: 49-1029 (326 amino acids)
Cellular component (GO): nucleus; cytoplasm
Molecular function (GO): protein serine/threonine phosphatase activity
Source: RefSeq, a predicted model, not a curated record
UAUCGUUUGGGUUGUAGCCGUGACGUCAUCCAUCAUACAAACAAGAAAAUGGCGGAAACAGACCUGAAUAUCGAUACCUUGAUUUCAAGACUCCUCGAAGUACGAGGGUGUCGUCCUGGUAAAACAGUUCAAAUGACAGAGUCGGAAGUUCGAGGACUUUGUUUAAAAUCAAGAGAAAUAUUUUUAAGUCAGCCCAUUUUACUUGAAUUAGAAGCGCCUUUGAAGAUUUGUGGAGACAUUCAUGGACAGUAUACUGAUUUAUUACGUUUAUUUGAAUAUGGUGGCUUUCCUCCCGAAUCCAACUAUUUAUUUUUAGGAGAUUACGUUGAUAGAGGAAAGCAGUCAUUAGAAACAAUAUGUCUUCUCUUAGCCUAUAAAAUCAAAUAUCCCGAAAAUUUCUUUUUAUUACGAGGAAAUCAUGAGUGUGCUAGUAUUAACCGUAUUUAUGGAUUUUAUGAUGAAUGUAAAAGAAGAUUUAAUGUAAAAUUAUGGAAAACCUUCACAGAUUGUUUUAAUUGUUUACCUAUUGCUGCUAUUAUUGAUGAAAAGAUAUUUUGCUGUCAUGGAGGGUUAUCUCCAGACUUACAGUCUAUGGAACAAAUUAGAAGAAUUAUGAGACCUACAGAUGUACCAGAUACAGGGUUAUUAUGUGAUUUAUUGUGGUCUGAUCCUGAUAAAGAAGUACAAGGUUGGGGAGAAAAUGAUAGAGGUGUUUCAUUUACAUUUGGUUCUGAUGUUGUCAGUAAAUUCCUCAACAGACAUGACUUAGAUCUAAUAUGCAGAGCUCACCAGGUAGUAGAGGAUGGUUAUGAAUUUUUUGCCAAAAGACAAUUAGUGACAUUAUUUUCUGCACCUAAUUAUUGUGGAGAAUUUGAUAAUGCUGGUGGCAUGAUGUCAGUUGAUGAUACUCUUAUGUGCUCUUUUCAGAUAUUGAAACCAUCUGAAAAGAAAGCCAAAUACCAAUAUGGUGGACUCAACUCGGGUAGGCCAGUCACACCACCACGAGGUCCACAGAAAAAGAAAAACUGACAGGCACCAUAUUAAUAUAUUUGUUGAGUUCUGUAGUAUAUAUGUAUAAUAUUCAUACCAUUUUAUAUUGGUGUUAAGUCUUAAGAUAUUGUUUUUGAAAUAGAACAGUUUUUGGUCUUAAUGCAAGCAACCACAAUAUCAUAUUAAAACCCAAUAACUGUAUGAUACCAUAAACUUAAAACUUGUCCAAAAACAAAAACCUGAAAUGGUUUCUAAGCUAGGGUAGGUCUAUUGUGUACUGUAUUUACAAGUAAAAUAUCUAAAAUUUAUAAAAGGCUUGCUUCAGUCUGUAAAUAUAUUUUAAAUAUAAGCUUAGGCAUUUAAAAAACUUGAAAUAAACAUGAGAUUUGAUUGACUUAUGCUAUGAAAAUAACUGAGCUUUUAUAUUUCUAAUCAAAAUAAGUAUAUAUAUAUAUAUAUAUUUUAGAUUUCUAAUGAAAAUAAGCAUAUAUACUAGUAUAAAUGACUUAUUUUGAGGUAAAGGGUAUAUAGUAGAUCUACAAUAUACCACUAUCAAACAAAAUUAUUUAUUUCAUAAAACAGUGUGCUUAUAAGUAUUUAUAAAGUUUAAAGCAAUGUCGUUAUUCACCUGUCAUCCUAUACAUUGCAACAUAUAGAUCUGAAUUAAUACACUGACAGUGAUGGAAUAAAGGGGUGAUUAUUUAUAGUUAAUAACGGCACAUCCUUUGUAUUUAUAUAUUUAACUGUAUAUUUGUUGAUAAUGUAGAUACUUAUAUAAUGUUAUUGUUGAUUUAAAAUGCAAAACAGCUUUCUGAUCCAUGUAAAUGGAAUAUGCAAUCUUAAAUAUAUAUUAAAAAAUAUCAGAUUAUUUUUGUAUUGAUUAAUUAAGCCAUUUAUUAAUUAUGUAUGUCAUUCUUUCGUAUGUGUCAAUAUUGUAUGGCUUUGACUAUAAUGUGUAUAUUGCAAGGCUUACGCUUACAUGUAUUAAAAUCUACCUUCAGUAUUCUCUUUUUAUUCUAAGCCAAAAAACCCCAAGAAGUCAGUCCCUAUAAUCAUGUUUAGAUUCUUUGUAGAAUGAUUUAGAUGUAAUUUUCGCCUUAUUCGUGUUUAUGAGCUUUUGAGGUAAUACACUAAGGCAGAUUUGUUCACAUUGUUUAAAUAUUGAUCUGAUAAACAAUGUAACAAUUCUUUUGUUCAACAAAUUGUAUGUUUAUUGUAUGGUUUAGUAAAAAUAAGAGAUCUUUUUGUCAAUUUAAGGCGAAAUGAUGAAUAUAGAAAAUGUUUGAUUUUUGUUUUAAUAACAGAACAUUUCUACGUGUAUAUGUGAAUCAUGUAAAGUCCAUUAACUCAAAAUCUACAAUUAAAUUAUAAUUAAUUAACAAUCUACAGUUCAUCAUUUGUUGUGAAUAUAUGUACUAUAGAUUAUUUUAAACAUGGCCCAGAAAUAUCUCACUUGUUGACAUUAAUUCUACACUCUCUUUUUUAUUCAGCACAAAAUCUUUCUGGGCAUUUCAGAGAAUAAACUGGAUCUAUCCAAUCAGUUGAGAUUGGACAUAAAGAACAGAAAGCUACAUAUUUAUGUAGAUUGUAUAUAAAAAGUUAAUAAAAUAUAUGAUAAAAACACAAUAAUAUUUAGAUUAGGAAUAAAUUUGUUAGUAGAAUUGAAUAUUAACUUCUUAAUGUCAUAUAUAUAUACCACUCAAGAUAUAAUCAUGUUAGCAAUAAAUAUUUGAAAUAUCUUGAAAAUAUUGAUUUAAAUUGAAUAGUAGAGGAUAAAUUUUUAAAAUAAAGUUCAGAUCAUCAUAGUCACUUGUCUCUGUGUUAAAAUUAUAUUUAGAACGUGUUUAACCAGUUCUAUCACAUGUAAUAAUGACUGACACCAAUAUUGUCCUUUAAGUAUCUAAUUAUGCAUGCGAGAUUGCUCAAAUUGUCCUCACAGUUUCAAUAUGGCUUUGUCUUAUCUUAAUGAAGAUGUUUAUCAAUCCAGUAAAUUAUGAUAUCUUUAAGACAUGAAAUUGCAUAAUAUGUAUUAUAAAGAUGAAAGCUUGUAAUGUAUUUCUUUUCAUACAAUCUAAACUAUGUACAUUGAGAAUUUCUAUUCUUUGAAAAGAUAUGACUUUUUCUUUUUAAGGAGAACAUAUUUUAUCUUUGUGUCAGAAUUUGAGCUAUUUGUAAACAAACCUAUAUAGAAAUCAAUUGUGCCUUUGGUUUUAAAAUGCUUAUUUUUAGUUGAACAAUGAGAAGUAAAGCAUCAGUUUUGUUUGCCAUAGUUUUAAAAUAGUUAUUUAUGACAUUUUAUGAAUACAACACUUUUGUUAAUGAUAA